This is a messenger RNA of Malaclemys terrapin pileata, 2052 nucleotides long. It is a transcript of the gene OMG, whose product is annotated as oligodendrocyte myelin glycoprotein. Bases 290 to 1639 code for a protein of 449 amino acids. Lineage: Eukaryota; Metazoa; Chordata; Testudines; Emydidae. The record is from RefSeq and is a predicted model, not a curated record. The transcript has 2 exons. Gene Ontology annotation, molecular function: protein binding. Gene Ontology annotation, biological process: neuron projection regeneration.
UGAAAGAGAUGCAUAUAGAGAAGUUUAGUAACUCAAUUAAAAACCUAUUUUGUUGAGCAUGCACCCCUUGCAAUAAAUUUGAGUCAGCACCAACAACAGCUCUGCAGUCCUCCAAUGUAGUGCUGAUCAGGUGGUUGCAGAGCCCCUGCUAACAGCAAUAUGAUGCAGCUGAAGAGGAACGCACAAUCCACAGAGAGGAACUGUAGCUACUCUCCAGAACAAGGCAACCUUUAAGCAUAAUCUUUCAGAGAAAUGAUGCACUGAUACUGCAGAAGGGACUGUGGCAACAAUGGAAUACCAGAUACUGAAAACACGUCCUUGUCUACUGGUCCUUCUGAUUUUUAUUCCCACUGUUCUGUGCAUUUGUCCUUCUAAGUGUACGUGCUCAGGAAAUAACAGAAAUGUGGACUGUUCUGGCAGAAACUUGACCACACUCCCACAUGAACUUCAAGAGAACAUUACAUAUUUAAAUCUGUCUUUUAACCACUUUGUUGAUCUUGAUCAUCAGCUGACUCAGUUCACCAAUUUGAGGACCCUUGAUAUUUCAAAUAAUUGGCUCAAGAACAUUCCUGCUCAUCUGCCCAAGUCUCUAUGGGAAAUAUAUGCCAUGGGUAACAAUAUUAAAGUUCUUCAGAAACUUGAUACAGCUUACCAGUGGAAUCUUAAAGUGCUUGACGUUUCCAGGAAUAUGGUAGAAAGAGCGGUACUUAUCAACAAUACAUUGAGCAGUCUCAAGUUUCUCAAUCUCAGUAGCAACAAACUUUGGACAGUUCCAACCAAUAUGCCCUACAACAUAGAGACGGUGGAUCUAUCAAACAACUUCUUAACACAAAUACUUCCAGGAACACUGGUGAGGCUGCUACACCUCACAAACAUUUAUCUGCACAACAACAAGUUCACAUAUAUUCCUGACAAAGCUUUUGAUCGGCUCUUUCAACUACAAGUCAUAACACUUUAUAACAACCCAUGGUCAUGCAACGAUAAGCAAAAUAUCCCUUACUUGCUCAAGUGGGUGAAGGAAACAGCAGCCAUUGUGAUAGGGUCUCCAUGCCCCAAUCAAACUAUGUCUUGGAUUAAUGCCACCCCAUUUUUGUCUGCUCCCACAGUUACAGACACUAACCUCAUGGGUAAAGGAACAAAGGCAGUAGACACGAAUGGCUCUCCAAUGGCAACUGACCCAAUCCAAGUGACAAAAAUACGUGAACAAUUUCGAGCAAAUGAAGUUACAUUAAGUGCUACCUUAAGCCAAACUGUAUUAUUUACAAGCACAGAUAGACCAUUACUCCUCUAUCCAGAAGUUCCGACUACUCGAAAAAUUAGUUCGCAUGAAGCAGCAGCCACACACACUAUCUACAUUAAAAAUUCAACUGAUGUGAACUCAAGCAUGAUGAGUUCAACAGGAUCAUCCACUACUCCCAUGACCCUAAGUAUUACCAGCAGAAUGCUAACAAACUACUCUAAAAUGCCUGCACAAAGCACAACUGCUACCUUAAGGAAAGAGGAGUCCACCACAAAUAUUUUUAACACUCAUGCGCCCUCCAAAGCAAGCAUUUGUGAGGUGUAUUCAUUCUAUGUUGUAAUGCUUAAUGCAGCGGCAGUUCUGAUUGGCCAAGGGCUUGCAUUUUCUUCUGAAAAUUAACAAAUUUACUCCAGUGAGAAAUAGUUGGAGCAAAACUAUCCAAGUCUAAGAGUGAAUCAAAUACAAUAAAUUCAGUUUUGAAAUUCUGACUCUGCUCUAUACUAAGCUGCUACUUAUUUUAAUGUUGUAUUGAGUAAAACUAACCUAUCAAAUGCUUUGUUUUUAUGAAAUGUGCUUAUUUUGUAUUUACAUUUUUAAUUUUCCUUGCACAAAAAUAAAACAUCGGAAUUUUAUGUAUUGGUUUUAUGUAUGUUUUAUCAUUAAACAUCCAGAAAAAAUAAAAGGCCUGUAACAUAUCUGCUUUUUCUGGCUUGAUUUGCCAAUCAGUGAUUCUUGUAAUACAGCUGUUAUGAUCCUCUACGUUAAAAUGAAAUGCAAAAGAGGGUGAGGGGAAAUAAAGUAAAUUAAACCUG